Dentiscutata erythropus is the source of this 460-nucleotide messenger RNA. Lineage: Eukaryota; Fungi; Glomeromycota; Glomeromycetes; Diversisporales; Gigasporaceae. The record is from the annotation of a GenBank genome assembly.
UGGAGAGAUUGAAAGUAACUUACGAAAACAACAUAGGAAUCAGACAAGGGGGAUAAAACCUCGUGUUUAUCUUGGAUCUAAGCAUGACGGUAUUUUAAAAAUGUAUGUAAACGCUUGUGAGUUUGAGGUUGGAUUUCUCGAAGUAGUUGGAAGUCCAACAAAAGUUGAUGUAAAAGGUUAUUAUGAAGAUCUUGAAAAAUUAUUUAAAGCGAUGCAAAUUUCAAUUUAUUUUCAACGCUGUCAUCAUCUUAAUCGUAAUGCGAUGGAAGAAAAAUUAUCAUGGAUUCAAAGCUUUGGAGUCCUAGUUUAUCAACGUAAAACGACAAUUUAUGUGAUGCAUCGUUCGAAAGGGGGGUUAAAUCUUGUGGACGUUUUAGCAACUUUUACAAUUCCUGAAAGUGCGGAUCAGGCAUAUGUUCUUGAAGAAAUUAUCAAGAAAGUUUAUUUUUUUAAGGUAUAA